AUGAUUGCCGUUGUGAAGGGCUUGCAGAAGAGUAUGCAACGGGUAUUUGGAAACGGCUUGGAGAUCUUCGUGCCACGGAGAGUGUUGAAACCUCAUGAUCUGAUAAACGGUGCUGUGUUAGACGCACCAAGUGUGUCAGAAAGGCCUAUAUUGACAGCUUCACCUGAUGAAGAAGCUCUUCCCUUCAAAGCUCUUUGGCAACUGAUGUAUGGGUCCAAUCUACGUAUCCACGUGGAACCAGAAUCACUUCAUAGCAUGUGGAAUGACCUACGCAACGCAUACAAGAGAUCAGACCUUCAACCAGCGCUGCUCCUUGGAAUCGUCAUGACCCAAAUGGCUCAUGGACCUUUUUUGAGUGGAGCCCACCAAACUACACGACAGGAGACUGCACAGCUACUUUCAGAGGAACUGUCAAAUGCUGACUUUCAAGCACUCCAGGAUGCCAUGUUGAGGGAUCGCUACUAUGACUCUGCAGAAAUCCCUGAAACCCCAAAUGACAUUCCCGAACUUCGAAGCGUUCGAUCAUUGCCUAUUUUCGCGAAGAACAAGAGCUGGUUCCAAGCAGUGGUUGCGCUUUACAAGUUGGCCCUUGAUUGGAGCUUGAACAGCAUGAUUCUGGGGAGGGCCGUGGAAUUGAGUAAAGGUGCUAGCCUUUAUAAUGACCGCCGCAUGGAUCAGGACGGUGAUGCUGAUGACCAGGAAGGUCAGGGCCAGGGUGACAACCCAGAUCAGCACACACGUCCUCAGACGCGCAAGGAGUUGGAUGAGAUCAAGAGCAACUUCUCGAACAAACUUCUGAUGGCUUACCAUUACCAUCAAGACCCAAUGUUGCCUUUGGAAUUCAAAGCCAUGUUCUGGGCUGGGCGUCCCAUUUUGAAGGAGUAUGAGAACACUUUGGAGACCCAUAAAAUGGGGCAGGAACCAACACUCAGAUGGAGAGCACAACGUGCAAGAGGGCAAACUUGGUAUCCUACCGUUGUUGAAAUACUGCUGUCAAUCAACAAGUUAGAGACCUUGAAACGUUUGCACAUUUCAACUCAAUCUGUGAGAGCCAGUGAUGAAAACUCUGUGAAUGAUGAAAUGGAAAUCUUGAACAAGUACGCCAACCUAGCAAUUGAGAUUUGUGCUGCAAGAUCAUGGUCACAGUGCCAGUUUACCAUUUGUGUUCCUUAUGUCUUCGCCAUAGUGCACCACAGUGAGACAGCUGAACGUGAAAAGGGAAUUAAGUUCGUCAAGAAGCUGUGGGAUGCCGUGCUCCAUGCUGAGAGAGUCAUGGCGGAUCCAGCCACUGAUGGGGCCGUCAAAGACUCCUUGGACGAAAUUAUGAAACACAUGGCAUGGCACAAAAGCCAGAUCGCUUGUGAGAUCUACCUGGUGUGUGGCUCUGGGGAGUGGCAACAUACGGAUCCCGAAACACGAGAACUGGCAUUUACCCUUUUCGGCACUCCGGCAAAUACGAAACAUUUCCUAGAAGACUGUUUUGCACACCUUGCUGACCUAGUGAAACGGGUUGCACGCCAUCUAAAGAUGUCAAAGUGGACCAAGUUCUUCUACAUGAACGCUGUUCCAACCCAUCGUGAAUUGAACUGGCCUCGGUUAGAUCCCACGCCAGAUGACUUUAGUCGAUCAAUGAAAAAACAGGGUCGGACAGUUCUUGCUGAUGACACCAAGCAUGGCAAGGUGUUUGAUGUUUCUGCCACGUUCAAGCUUCCCAGAGAGCUGCAGUUCACUCCAAACAAUUUGCUGCAGUCAGAUCGUAGUGCAGGGACUGCGGCGAACCACCGGGCAGCAGCAGCGACAGCUUGGAUUUUGUCCAAUUCAAGUUCCAACUUUGUGAAUGCUCCAACUGCUUGGACAGGAGUAUUUCUUCUGAAACGUCACAUCUACCAGAACAGUGCUGGCAAGGCAGUGAUCUGUUUGGGGUUCAAGAACUACGCUGCAUUGGGGCUUGGUUUGGAUCGGGUCACCGUUGAUGGUAAGGAUUUCCUGGUGGCGACAGAGGAAUCUACCAAGCUUGGAAUCAAAUGGAUGAUGAACAAUGACAUCACCGGUGCAAAAUGGAUGAUGCUUCCAACAAAACUGGUCCUUCCAUAUGAGCUCCCCAAAUCAUUACUCUCUUACGGAAGUGUUUGGCUGGUGGUUGGGGAACCACUGCAGCCAUUGAAGUCAGCAGUCAAAGAGGGUGUCAAUUUGACCAUGAAAUAUUUGGGAAUGAUCCGAGAACAAAUGGUGUUCCCAUUGCCGGAAAAGGGAAAAGGUUCUGGCAAGGGUGGUAAUAUCAUCAAGAUUGAUUGGGCUACCAGUCUUGUGAAUCACCUCUGGCCAAAUGAGACGGAAGAGGAAAAGACACGGAUGAUCAACGCAAUCUGUGGCAAUAGUGUGUCAAAGGUGAAAUGCCCCAGCAAAAUCAUCGCAGCAGUGAAGGAAUUGGGCCAGGAGGGUGAGAGGGAUUUCAAUUACCUCCAUCAGGUAGCUCUUAAUCAAGAGAUGGUGGAGAAGGAGAGAAAACGUCGGGAUCCUACUGCUGACCGUGAGGAUCAAAAGACAUACACCCCUACCACACUGAAGAGCUUGCUUCCAAAAGAUGUACCUGGUGUUCUUUGCAGCAGAAACCCUCUCCUUAGCCGCUACCAGGGUUUUUAUCCUGGAAAAGUUGAUGGAUUCUUGGAUAGCCGUGCAGUGACGUGGGGCGGUCCUAUGAAGGCAUUGACAGAGUUUGAUGCGUUGAAAGGAUGCGUAAUUGGUUUCAUUUGGGCCAAACACAUUGCUUUACACCCUGAUGAUGCUGCAAAACAGCCUACUGAUGAAACCCUGCGAAAAGUGAUUGACUCAUUUGAUGCCUCUACGGGGCUUUUGGACCCAGGUUCAGGAGGGGCCUCGUCCUCGUCAUCAAAGGCAAAGGCUCAGCCGCCAGCCGCCAAAGCAGCAGCAGGCCGUGGCAAAGCCAUGGCCGAUGCCGCAGUCCCCAAGAUGGGGCGUUCAAGGGGCCGGGGAAGGGGAGGUUGA
Cladocopium goreaui is the source of this 3006-nucleotide messenger RNA. The record is from the annotation of a GenBank genome assembly. Lineage: Eukaryota; Dinophyceae; Suessiales; Symbiodiniaceae.